Cervus elaphus (red deer) is the source of this 457-nucleotide messenger RNA. Its product is annotated as nucleoplasmin-like protein NO29. The transcript is spliced from 3 exons. NCBI's taxonomy places the organism in Eukaryota, Metazoa, Chordata, Mammalia, Artiodactyla, Cervidae. Bases 51 to 281 code for a protein of 76 amino acids. The record is from RefSeq and is a predicted model, not a curated record.
UUUCAGAUGUUGAACCACCCUUGCAUCCCUGGAAUAAAUCCCACUUGAUAAUGGCAGUCGCCAGAGCUGUUCUGGAGGAGGGUGCUAGGCAGCAGGCCACUCAGCCCACAAUCCAGGAGAACAGGCACAUCCCCUCAGCAGAGCAAGAGGAGGACCUGGAGGAGGGUGAAGAGGAGGAGGAGGAAGAGGAAGAGGAGCUGGACUAUGACGGCAUGGAGAAAGAUGAAUACGAGGAGAAAGACCAUGAUGAUGAGUUUGAAGGCAUAGAAAGACUUGGAUGAAAGAGAAACAGUGGAUUUAUUCAUCACAGAUUUGAGAUUUUCUGAUUUUUAGUAGUCCAUGGGAAAUUUAUCAAGGCUGAUUGGUUCCAAAAUUCUUCACCCAAAGAGUAACAUCGCUGAUAUCUAAUUUUUCUGUUUUCUCUGAUAUGUCUGACAGAAUUUGUUCAAGUUGAAAG